AACUACGUAGCUUUGUUAUUGUCACGUGACCUCUGACGCUUGCACAGCGCCAACUUGUCGAGUUGUUACUGGUAAAUGCUAGAAAUGAUGAAAUAUCUAGUAAUACGUUUUGCUGACGUUUGAUUAAGAGUUAUAUAAGUGAAACUUUAGGUUUUUUAUCAGCGUUAAAUUGUGCUCAGCUGGUUAAACACCUGGCUGACGUUAAAGUUCGCGGUAGCGAAAGUAACUGAACGAGGAAGCGUUUCCAACGAUUGACAGCGCUGACACCCAGCACUUCCUUAUUAAUACAACUCGUAGUCAAGUAGAGGCAGUUUCGAUGCAUCUGAGUCUUUCAAAGCUGAUACUCAGAGAUUGCUAUUUUCAGUAUGCGAAACAGACAGAGGGGAUCCCAGCUGGGCUUGCUGCUCCUUGCCUCCCAGGUGUUUCAACUGGGUCUGAACAAUAUCCCUCCCAUCACUCUGGCUGUCCUGGCUCUCAAUGUGUACCUUUACCUAUUCCCUGCUGCCCCACUGUUUCAGGCCUGUGUUAGUGUGCAGCAGGCCUACUGGUUAAAAGACUGGCGUAGACUCCUGCUGUCCCCACUGCACCAUGCAGACGACUGGCAUCUUUACUUCAACAUGGUGUCCUUCCUCUGGAAAGGUAGAAGGCUGGAGCAACGGCUGGGUGGGCCCUGGUUCCUUUACCUGCUCUCAGUGUUCUCUCUGCUUACUGGACUGGUCUAUCUAGUGUUGGAGGCGUUGUUAACAGAGCUCAUGCAGGACCAGUCGUACAGCAUGGCGUGUGCUGUUGGCUUCUCAGGUGUCCUGUUUGCUUUGAAGGUACUCAAUAACCAUUACUACCCCGGAAGUGUGACCUAUGUGAUGGGAUUACCUGUGUCUAGUCGCUAUGCUAGCUGGGUAGAGCUGGUGCUUAUCCACAUAACAUCACCCGGGUGAGUUACAUGUCCGUAAUUCGUAUCUGUAAAGUAAUGGCUCCGGUUCUGGCUCCGUUCCUCUUCACCAUCUACACUGCAGACUUCUCCCACAACUCCACCCA
This is a messenger RNA of Oreochromis niloticus (Nile tilapia), 1035 nucleotides long. RefSeq names its product rhomboid-related protein 4. The transcript has 5 exons. Gene Ontology annotation, cellular component: membrane. The record is from RefSeq and is a predicted model, not a curated record. Lineage: Eukaryota; Metazoa; Chordata; Actinopteri; Cichliformes; Cichlidae. The coding region runs from base 366 to 935 and encodes 189 amino acids. Gene Ontology annotation, molecular function: serine-type endopeptidase activity.